AUGUCCGAGUAUGGCGCUAUAAACUACGGUGAUAUUUCUACUUAUUUAUCUAAUAAACAAUCGAAAUUAAAUAAUCAAAAUGACAAGGAUUUCACUGUCAAAUCAAAUCUCUUUUCUGGCUUGAAGUUGCAUGUUAACGGAUAUACCAACCCUUCUCUCUCCCAACUACGCAGAAUUAUCAUCGAAAAUGGCGGCGUCUAUCUCCACUAUCUCAACAACAAAUCAGACGUCACUCACAUCAUCUCAAACAAUCUCACUCCCAGGAAAAUUAUUCAAUUUAAAAACAUCAAAUGUUGUACCCCAAAGUGGCUGCUAGACUCUCUCUCUCACAGAUCUCUCCUCCCGUGGCAAAAUUACAUGCUAAUCUCUGACCACUCUCAGAGGAAAAUUUUCACUAACAACUCUCCCAACAAACACACUGAAUCCUUACUGCAAUCUGAACAGUGGAGACAGCAAAACACGGCUCAAUCUGAUAGCUUUCUUGAAUCGUAUUACUCAAACUCACGCCUACACUUUCUAAGCUCGGGUAAGGCUUCUUUGAAGGAGCUGGUGGGGUGUGCGCAGCGCAGUGUCGAUGAGGGUGGUGAAACAGUGCAAGCGGAAGGUGAUCAGGGUACACAACACACACACGACACCCACCAAUCUCGCACAAUCUUCCACGUAGACAUGGACUCCUUCUUCGUUUCAGCCUCUCUCUCUCUCCCAAAGCACUCUCAUCUGCGCGAGUCUCCUGUAGCGAUAUCCCACUCCUCCUCUUCCUCCCACGCCUCCACUUCCGAACUAGCCAGCGUCAACUACAAAGCGCGUGAGCGUGGCGUGCGCAACGGGAUGGUAAAGUCGACUGCUCUGGCACUAUGUCCCACGCUCAUCACCCUUCCCUACGACUUCACGCUCUACAAUGCCAUUACGGUGCAGUUAUACACGAUCCUCUUGCGCAACUGUGCGCGUGUCGAGGCGGUGUCUGUGGACGAGGCGCUGCUGGAGAUGGAGGUGAAGGUGGUUGAGGGCGGGAGAGAAAAUGGGAGCGGGAUUGCGCCUUCACAUUUACCCACCGCCCACUCCGUAGCUAUCAAAAUACGCGCAGAGAUACAGUCCCUGACACGGUGCACGGCCAGCGUCGGUAUCGGGAGCAGUAUUCUCCUCGCGAAGCUCGCCACAAGACAAGCUAAACCUAACGGUAUUUUCCAUCUGCAUGACCAUCUUGCCACCAAUUUCCUUGCUCCUCUCCCCUUCGAUGCCCUGCCUGGGGUCGGUGGCGAGACAGCGCGCAAGCUGCAGGCGCUCAACGCAGAAACUAUCGGUGAUCUGCUUGCACGAGUGCGCUUGGGGGAUGUCCAGCGGGUGCUUGGGCAGAAGAAAGGUGAAAUGAUCUGGAACUAUGCACAUGGAAUAGAUACCCGCCCUCUAAAACUGGCGAAUGAGACACACAACCAUAAAAGACAGUCCGUCAGCGCUGAAGUGAAUUACGGGAUCCGGUUCGAGGGUGUGGAUGAAACGCGGCGAUUUUUCACUAACCUCGCUAAUGAGCUGGGUAGACGACUUAAAGCAAACAAGUGCAGAGGCGGACAGUUGACAGUUAAGCUCAUGGUGCGCAGUAAGGACGCCCCUAAGGAACCUGCUAAGUUUCUCGGUCAUGGUGUUGUCGAUAAUCUCAGUAGGAGCGCUCCUCUCGCUUCUGGUAACAAGGCAGAUGUGGGUGCGGGUCGGAGCGGGAAGGGGAAUGCGGACUGUACUGAUGAUCCUGCCAUCAUCGCUCAGUGCGCUUGGCAUAUCUUCUCUUCCCUUGCCAUAGACGUCCGAGAACUCAGAGGUGUCGGCUUUCAAGUGGGUAAAUUGUUCCACGAUGGUGUGGAUGAUGCUAGUCGUAAAAAGGAAAUUGUAAUUGAAAGAAAUAAAGACAAGGAGACGGAGAAAGGAAAAGGGAAAGAAGGGAUUGAGAGCUUUUUCAAGAAACCUUCACAUAGGAGCUCGGCAAUCGCACAACCUAGCACCAGCUCCACCAGCAGCAGCGCCAGCACGAAAACUAACGCUGCUAGUGACGUGAUAGAUAUAUCGAGUGACGUGGAUGAAUCGAGCUCAGAUAACCUGGGCCAAUUGCAAGUACCAAAAUUGCACACGCCACACACAUCACACACUCCGCACUCUCGACAUAUUCCCUCCUCCACAUUCACAUCCACAUCCGACGAUAGCAUAAAUAGCACAACUACAAUGCCGACUCAGGCUGAUCGCACUGUUUGGAAGGCUAUCCCGCGCAGUAUCCGCAAGGAGGUCCUAGACGAGCGUGCACGGGUGCAAAAUGCCCUACGCACGCCCUUCAAGGUUCCUUUUAAGAGGGGUGAGAAGGGGGAAAAAGGGGAAAAGGAGAAGGCGUUAGCGCAAGAGAAAAAGAAGAAAAGAGAGAAGAAAAUGGAAAUGGAGCAAGGGAAGGAGAAAGCACAAACAGAUGUAGGCAGGAGUGACAGUGGUGAUGACGAUGAUGAUAUGGCUCAAGCUGUGUCAGUGAAUCAUCCUAGUCUUGAUCCUGAUCCUGAUCUUGAGCAACACCGCCGCGUUGGUAGUGACAAACACAUUCACCACAACAGUGACCUUAGCAAUUACAACAAUCUCAUGCCCACACCCACGUCAUCGGUAUACAUGUUGCCUUCGCAAGCCGAUCCGAGCGUCUGGCGCGCGCUGCCGUCGUCUAUCCGCAACGAAGUCCUCAGUGACCGCCAAGCACUAUCGCGCGCGACGAACAAGCGUGUACGGGUGCAUGUGUCGCCGGAAGCAGGGGUGGAAGGAGAAGGAGAAGCAGCUUCAAACUCAUACUCAACUUCCACACCGUCAUCCGACCGCACCGCGCACACACAGCACUCAUCGCACACCCCCCUUCUCACACCCUCCGUGCACCUCAAACCGACGCAGGCGGAUGCAGAGGUGUGGCGUGCGUUGCCGUCAACCAUCCGCAAGGAAAUUUUGGGGGAGCGAAAAGAGCAGGAAAAAGAGAAGCAGAAGCAGAAGGAGCAAACCACUAGCAUCGCCUCAGAUACCCUUCCUUCACCCUCCCUCAUCGCACCUAACAGCCAGAUAGACGGCGCGGUGUGGCGUGAGCUGCCGCCGAGUGUACGGCGCAACCUGUUUGAGGAGAUGAGAGAGGAGCGUGGGGAGGGAAGGGGGCGAGAGGAGCAAGAAAAGCGAGAUCAGGAGAAACAGAGAAAGAAGCAGAGAAUGGAAAAGACGCAUAACACCCAUACAGAACAACCAACCAUAACACACAAAUCUAAUAUGAAAGCUCAGCGCUCAAAAGCUGCAGUACUGAUGCACAGGGUUGAUAUGGGGGACAUAGUGAGCGUGGUAGAGCAGUGGCUGGACACGUUCCACACUCAGGGCCCGCUUGCGCGUGACGUAGAUAGGAUAAAGCUGUACAUGCAGAAAUCGUUGACAGAGGAUACGGAGGGGAUGGCCAAGACGCGCGUGCUGCUGAAGAUGUGGAAGCGGAAGCAGGCUGAGUGGGUUUAUGGCUCGGAAGUAGAUGCAGUGGCAGUGGACUCUCUAUGGCAACACGCCUUUGACGACGUCAAGCAGUGCGUAGAUGAGAUUGUCAUGUCCAAGUGGGGAUGUCGGCUGAGUGUGAAGUGA
Wallemia ichthyophaga EXF-994 is the source of this 3618-nucleotide messenger RNA. RefSeq names its product DNA repair protein rev1. Gene Ontology annotation, biological process: error-free translesion synthesis; error-prone translesion synthesis. The transcript has 2 exons. The coding region runs from base 1 to 3618 and encodes 1205 amino acids. Gene Ontology annotation, molecular function: damaged DNA binding; deoxycytidyl transferase activity; DNA-directed DNA polymerase activity. The record is from RefSeq and is a predicted model, not a curated record. Gene Ontology annotation, cellular component: nucleus. NCBI's taxonomy places the organism in Eukaryota, Fungi, Basidiomycota, Wallemiomycetes, Wallemiales, Wallemiaceae.